GGGAGGCUCUCUCCCGCUCCCCCGCCGGAUGCUGCCGGGGCUGCUUUGGCUGCUGUUCCUCGCCCGCGAUGAAGGCGCUGCCUUGAAGAUGGAGAUGAUCUGUGUUUUAUUCCUCUCUCUGGUGCCGGCGUACAGCAGGGGACAAGGGGUUUACGCUCCUGCUCAGGCCCAAAUUAUCCAUGCUGGGCAGGCAUGUGUGGUGAAGGAGGACAACAUCAGUGAACGCGUUUACACGAUUCGGGAAGGGGACACGCUGGUCCUGCAGUGUCUGGUCACAGGACACCCCCGGCCACAGGUGAGAUGGACCAAAACAGCUGGCAGCGCGUCGGACAAAUUCCAAGAGACGUCAGUGCUUAACGAGACCCUUCGGAUUGAGAAGAUCCAAAGGCUGCAGGGGGGCCGCUAUUACUGUAAAGCAGAAAAUGGGGUUGGGGUCCCUGCCAUCAAGUCCAUUCGAGUAGAUGUGCAGUAUCUAGAUGAACCAGUGCUCACUGUUCACCAGACCAUCAGUGAUGUACGUGGCAGCUUCUACCAGGAGAAGACUGUUUUCCUCCGCUGCACCGUCAACUCCAACCCACCAGCUCGCUUCAUAUGGAAACGGGGAGCUGAGACACUUUCCCACAGUCAGGACAAUGGUGUGGACAUCUAUGAACCCCUCUACACACAGGGUGAAACCAAAGUCCUGAAGCUGAAGAACCUGCGGCCCCAGGAUUACGCCAGCUACACGUGCCAGGUGUCUGUCCGCAAUGUCUGCAGCAUCCCUGACAAAUCGAUCACCUUCCAGCUCACAAACACCACAGCCCCACCUGCUCUGAAACUGUCAGUCAAUGAAACAUUGGUGGUCAACCCUGGUGACAACGUCACUAUGCAGUGCUCUCUGACAGGCGGUGACCCACAGCCAGAGGUGCUUUGGUCUCAUUCUCCUGGCCCGCUGCCUCCCAACAGCCUUGUGCAAGGAGGUAACCUCACCAUCUGGAGGAUCCGCGUGGAGGACUCAGGCUACUACAACUGCACAGCCAUAAACAACGUGGGGAACCCAGCAAAGAAGACAGUGAACCUACUGGUGAGGUCCAUGAAGAAUGCCACGUUCCAAAUCACCCCUGAUGUGAUCAAAGAGAGUGAGACCAUCCAGUUAGGGCAGGACUUGAAACUCUCAUGCCACGUGGAUGCUGUCCCCCAGGAGAAGGUUGUCUACUCCUGGUACAAGAAUGGGAAACCAGCCAGGUUCUCAGACCGGUUACUCAUCACCAGGAAUGACCCUGAGCUCCCACCUGUGACCUGCAGCUUGGAGAUUAUUGACCUGAGAUUCAGUGACUAUGGCACCUACCUGUGUGUGGCCACCUUCCAAGGAGCACCCAUUCCUGACCUCAGCGUGGAGGUGAACAUCUCCUCAGAGACAGUGCCGCCAACCAUCAGUGUUCCCAAGGGUCAGUCUGCCAUUACUGUCCGGGAGGGCUCCAGGGCUGAGCUGCAGUGUGAGGUUCGAGGGAAGCCUAAGCCACCCAUUAUAUGGUCCCGAGUAGAUAAGGAAACCCCCAUGCCUUCAGGGACAAUGACAGUGGAGACCUAUGAUGGGAAGCUGCGCCUGGAGAGUGUCAGCCGAGAAAUGAGCGGGACCUAUAAGUGCCAGACAGCCAGGUACAACGGCUUUAACAUCAGACCACGGGAAGCCCUGGUACAGCUCAACGUGCAGUUUCCACCAGUGGUGGAGCCAGCCUUCCAGGAUGUGCGCCAGGGCAUGGGGCGCAGUGUCACCCUGCGCUGCACCAUGCUGAAGGGCAGCCCCAUGAAGGUGGCCACCUCCGUCUGGCGCUUCAAUGGGACCCUACUGGCACAGCCCCCAGUGGAGCAGCAGGACUACUCAGAGCUAAAAGUGGACAGCGUGAGCCGGGAGACCAGCGGCAGCUACGAGUGCAGCAUCUCCAACGAUGUGGGGGUCUCUGCUUGCCUCUUCCAGGUGUCUGCAAAAGCUUACAGCCCAGAGUUUUACUAUGACACUCCCAACCCCACCCUGAGCCAGAAGCAAUCCAAGAAUUACUCUUACAUCUUGCAGUGGACGCAGAAGGAACCUGAUGCUGUGGAUCCUAUCCUCAAGUAUCGCCUAGAAGUCAGGCAGUUGGCUCAGCGAAACGCUAUCCAAACCUUCAUUCCAGUACAGAAAAUGGAGAAGGGCCUGCUGCUGGAGCACAUCCUACCCAACCUGAAGGUGCCUCAGAGCUAUGAAGUUCGCUUGACACCUAUCACCAGCUUUGGGGCUGGCGAUAUGGCUGCUCGCAUCAUCCGGUACAUGGAACCAAUCAACUAUCCCAGCCCAACAGAUAACACCUGUCGCUUUGAGGAUGAGAAGAUCUGUGGCUUUGUGCAAGACAAGAUGGACAACUUUGACUGGACGCGGCAGAACGCCCUGACCCAGAACCCCAAGCGCACUGUCAACACGGGGCCGCCCACGGACAUCAGCGGUACGCCAGAGGGUUAUUACAUGUUCAUUGAGGCUUCUCGGCCCCGGGUGACAGGAGACAAAGCCCGGCUGAUCAGCCCACUGUACAACAUCACAGCCAAGUACUACUGUGUCUCCUUCUACUACCACAUGUAUGGCAAGCACAUCGGCUCCUUGAAUCUUCUGGUUCGCGUGCGGAACAAGCGGGCCAUCGACACCCAGGUGUGGUCACUCAGCGGGAACCGGGGGAACAUGUGGCAGCAAGCACAUGUGCCCAUCAACCCACCUGGGCCCUUCCAGAUCAUCUUCGAAGGUGUCCGGGGCACAAGCUAUGAGGGAGACAUUGCCAUCGAUGAUGUCACUCUGAAAAAGGGGGACUGUCCAAGAAAGCCAAUUGGACCAAAUAAGGCGGUUGCUCUUCCAGGAAGUGGGGUCCCAACCCAGCAAGGCCCUUCUCUUUGUGGCCCAUUGACUUUCUUCCUUUAUGUGCUGCUCAGAUGAUGGCAAGUGAGCGCUCCUGUCUUCGGACCAAGACAUUCCUGCUCCUUUCCUACUCAGCCACCUCUGCCCUCUUCCUCCCCUCCUCACUGGCACACCAAAGUGUCCAUACGUUACCAAAGACUGACAGGCAUGACCACGCAAAGGGAUCUGGUUCAGAACUGGAGCACUCCUUGAGAAAGUCAUAAUGUCUAAGACAAAACUAAAAAGUAAAGACAACGUUUUUAAAAAGCACGUGCACCAGAGAGUGAGAGAGAGAGGAAGGAAGGAAGGAAGGAAAGAAACAGAAACGCAGGAAAGAAGGAAUUACAGACACACACAAAAAAGGAAUGAAGAAAUGUGAAGAGCAAAUGAAGGAGGAAAAAUCUACCCCUAUAUUUCCUUGGGAAUGUCGGACAGGGCUUCCUCAGGGAAGUGGGAACUUGUUUUAAACAAACAAACAAAAAUAUAUUAAAGCACAAAUUUCUACCAGAACAGUUACCUUCUUUACCACAGAGCCCGCAGCUUAGUGGACAAUAUAUCGCAGCCUUCUCCUCAGCCCACCAUGUUCUUCCACUGGCUGGGGCUGCCCUGCAGUGAUGCAGCAGCUGCCCUACAGGCCAGCGGCCAGAGCACCCUGCCUCGUCCGCAUGUGCUUCAGUGUCUCUAUCCAUCCACCCUCCAGGCUCUCAUGUAUUUAAUUGCCCCCUGUGCAGUUUGCUUUGGCCCACGCUGCUGUCCUCUCCCCACCUUUUUGUGCUUCUCAUCCACCAGCCUGAAGAAGAUGGAGCAGGAGUGGACCCAUCCCGUGGAUCCUGCUGAAUGGUGGAGGAGUCCCAACUGGAUCCAGCUGCAGUGCAGGCCCCCACAUGCCUCUUUCUCUCUCUCAGCAAUUCUUGCUGGGUGGAGAAACUCUGAGGGCAGAUUUGAGCUGCAGGCAGAAAGGUCUCUCAGUGGGGUGGGGUGGGAAGGGAAUGUAAGGGAAGGGAAGGGGGGGACCAAUUACACAUCAGCUUCUCACUAUAUUUGUUGGGAUGAGAGCUGCCUCAGCCCUAAGCCCAGCAUUCCUUCUCUGUCUCUCUUGCAUUAUUUAUUUAUUCUAGUCUUGAACUCCAUUGUUUAACUUCCCUCAGUUCAAGCUUUUUGAAUGAUGGAAAGAGUCAGGCACGUUAGCCUCCUUCAGCCAAACAGCAGGUCCCAUGCCCACAUCCAGCCCCCCGGCCAGCUGUGCAGACAGCGCUGAUAUUGCCACAUCAUUUCUCAGGCCUUUAGCUGCAGAGAGGGGAAAAUGUGGCACAGCACCACUGCUCAGGGGAGAAAUGGUUGAAUGCCAUCUGUACAUUGCAGACCCCAGGAGAAGGGUCUGCCUGCAUCGACCAAGCAGGAGCCAUGAUUUCCUUGCUUCAAGUGGAAGCAGCAAUGGGUAUGACUUACCUCCCAGCAUAGGGCAGAGUUAUCCCCACAUUACAGUGCACUGGGGGUCACUAGCCUCCUAGCUGAGUGGGACUUCUCCCCUUAAGGACUCCCCAUCUGAGCUCUGUAUCUGGGGCACAACAGGUGCACAAUGAGCACAAAACCCCCAGUAUUCAUUGCCCUUUCCCCAUUUAUGAUGAAUAUAUCAGCUUCUCUGAGAAAACCAUGUUUGUCCAAAAUCAUCUGAAUGUAUUAGCUGCCUCUUGCCAUUGCUCAGCUUCUGGAAACAGCUGGUGCCUCCUUUCCUCCAGUGAUGGAGGGGGAAGGCUUUUAUUUAACACCCAAGAGAUCCAGUCUGAAUUCCUGAACACCAACUCUCUUUGCUCCUCGGUGAGAGUUCUUCUGCAUUAAAACUCCAUGGCCAGCAUCAGAGAGAGAAAAGACAUCAGCUCUGAGGGAUGAGGGGCCUCCUCCAUACAGAGCGGUACAAGACAAGAGAAAGGGGUUGAAGCAGCACUCCCUUGCUCCUAUUGCUUUUCUCCAUUUCCCAGGAAAAACCCUAUCAGUCCUCUGUCUCUGCAAGGUCUGCUUCCCCUCCAGAGUGUAGACCUUGAUCACACUGCCUAUUUGACCAGGAGACCUGCGGCUGUCUCACUGGGCCAGGCAGUGCUGUGGGAUGCUGUGGGAUGCUGUGGGUGCCUGGAGCAAUUCUGCUUCUUGCUGUCUGUUGCUAUUUUGACAGGCAGACAGUGCCCUCAGCAUCUUUGAACCGAGCCCUUUCAGUCCAAUGGUCUGCUCUUCUUUUUGCCUAUGUCUGUUGGAGGAUAGCAGUCAUCACCCUGAUAAGAGUCUGCUUUCAGUCCUAGCAGAGAGGUGAUGCUCUCCAAGAGCCUUUGUAUGCUAUGUGGUGUCUCCUGACCUGUUAGCAGUGUUAUCUUGCUGACUCCAGGGGCCUCCCUCUGGGCAGAGUAGGAAAUAGGAGUGUUUUCCUUUCAGGAAGAGAUAGAGCAGGGCAGUCAUCCCACCUUCUUCUGGGCUUUGAGGCAGGGAUCCUCAUGGCCUUGCUUCCAUGGGCUGCUCAGGGCCUUGGGAGAAGGUUGCACAAAUGCAUUUUGCUUAUGCUCAGUGGGCAGCAGGGCUGCUGAGGGGUUGGGGAGAUGGAGUCGGAAAAUUCAGGCCCACAGACAGAGCAACAUCUGUGUUGUGUCUGUGCCCUGCUGCCAGCCCUGAGCCCGUGAGGAGGGGUGUAAGUGCCUCACAAGCCCACCCACGGCUCAGGAAGCCCCUCCUCAGCCAUGGGCUCAGGGCAGAGCAAGCAGUGAGCAGUGAGGCCUUCUCCUCCUUGCUAUCAGGCACCCACGUGCCACUUUGUUGGCCCCGCAACUCUGGUAAAAGUCUCAGGGAGCCCCUUCCAGCCUACAGCUCUGCUCCUUUAUCUCUGGCUUGAACACAGCUGCUGGUGAGUCUGGUGGAAAGCCCUUAACCCAAGUGCCUCAGCUCGUCAGAAGCACCAAGGAGGAAGGGACAGCCCUCAUUCCCCUUACAGAUGUGCAAGGGGAGCGUGACGGAGGGAAGAGGCACUUCAGCAGCGAGGACAAGGAGCUGUGCAGUGAUGGAGGCCGCUGUUUGUGUGGCGUAUGUGUGCAUGCAGUGGUGGACGAGAGGCUCUGUCCCCUUUCCCAAGAGCAGCAGUGUUUGGGGUUUGCUACCCCGUCCCUGUGCUUGAGGGGACAGUUCUCCUUGGGGAAGUAAUGCAUCCCAGGUGAGAUGUAAAGCCAUGCUCCUCACCCCUUGCAAUUAAAGACCCCCUCACACUUUUCACAGCGUUCUGGCUAAAUUACCAUCCUUAAACUUAAUUACAGACUGUUGUCUUAAAUAUCUGUUGCAGUCCCAACCGGGUACAUUAUGUUUCCCUUCCCGAUGUUUUAUGUUGCUCUGUGCUUAUCGAGUAGCUGCUUUAUUCCACUCCAGAAGUGGCUGCAUUUCAGUGAUGGUGGAGAUUAUUCUGUACAUAGAACAAAAGUCCCUGCAGAAGAAAAGUGCAAUAUAAAUUUAAGAGACUGCUUUUAUUUACAAGGAGACCUCUGCUUGGUAGUUGUAGAAAUACAUUAGGAAGAAUGCUGUGUGGGUGUUAGCCGAUAUAUACUCAAUUUCUUCUCUUUUUUUUGGGGGGUAUAAAGCAGAAAAUAUGUGAGUGUGCAGGCUCCUGGGUAUAAGCUGUAGAUAUUAGAAGCAGUGACUGCUACUGUGUAGUUACAAGCGGGGCUUACAAAAAAACUUUCAUUUGAAACCUCUUUUUGUAGUUGUUCCUUGUAUUCUGAAAAAAAUAAUAAUAUAUAUAUAUAUACAUUUUUGUAUUAUAAUUUUCCACGUUUUGGUGAAAGUCCCAAUAAUAGGACAUCAACAGGACAUUAAUCCAUAGCUUUUAACAACACAAAUGUCGAUUCCUACCCCGGUUCUGAAAAGCAGCUCCUGACCGCUAACAGUAAUAGCCUGUUUACCUCCGUGUAGAUCAACCGCUGGAAAACGAUGGAGCUAAUGUGUUUCACUUGAUGUGAAGUUAAGUAAUUUGGAAUGCCUGAGCGCUACUCUGCCCCAGCCACGCGAGAGUGAAAAAUGUUUCAUCUCUGUGACAAAUCACAGUGCAGAGCGCCAGCGGCUGGGGAGCUCCUGAGCUGCGUGGCUGGGAGCGGUAAGGGUCUGCCCUGCACAGCAUGCUGCCCUAGCAGGAGCCCUGCUUCUGGAAGCAGUGCUGCUCUGGGAGAAGGUAGGGCAGCAAUCAGGGGGAAAGGGGAGAGGAGGGAGGUCAAAUGUUUAGGUGUUUCCUCCAAGGAUAAUUAUGGAUGUAUGAAUGAGCGUAGUAAACACCAUAUAAAUUGUAUUCUGCUCUCUAUUGCUGUUCAAAGCAUGGAAAUCUAAUUUCUUUUUAUACAAAGUCCUGUGGGUACGCUGCUUCGGAACAGCAUGAAAAUGCAUCGGCUCCAGAGACAACUAGGGUGCUCCCUCUGCAGCCUGUCUGUACUGCUCCAUACCAGGAGAACCACCUUCUAUUGGCAUCUUUGUGCAUUGCAGCUGGGCAGGGAUGGUCACCAGGAGCAGGCGGCAGCGCUGGUGAGAGAAGCAUUGCUCCAUCACACCAUCACAGAGGCACCGGGUGUUAUGAAAAGGGAGACCUGCAGGAAGGGUGUCCUAGCAUGCAGACAAGGCAGGAGCACAACCCAGUACAGGCUGCUGGGGAAGCCAGGGGCUGCCUCUGUUUGUGUUCUACUUUGGCUCCUCUGUUAACUGCUCGUCCCACUCGGCCUGGGAAGGCGUUUAAUGCAGACAAAAGGCAUUUGCAGAAAAACAAGUCCUGGAGAGCUCUGGAAAUUGCAUUUUAACAGGACCCAAUUUACACUCUGUGGUAAUAACUGGCAGCUGGUGGUUUCCAGCCGGGAGCUGAAUAGCCCCAGCACACUCAGCAUCCCAAUUGAUAGCUGUGAUAGAUAUGUGUUUUUCAGCAGUCACCCUUUUGGAGUAAGACAUGUGCCAGUUUGUUUGACAACCUGCUACCACCUAGCACACCACAGGGGAUUCUGAGCUCUCCUGAUGGCUACUCACAGCUUGGUGUGGUCACAUCAAAUCAGAGACAGCCAUUUGUUCAUGGGAGGCUCCCCAGGAGCACUGCAGAGAAGCGUGACCCUGGGCUGGGUGUAAGCUGUGCCACCAAGCAUCCUUCCUCCAAUGGAGGCUGCUCUCUAGGGGCCUGCAGCAGGUCAGUGGGGCUGACUGAGUUCCUACAGGGACAAGGGCAUGCAUCCCAUUCAUAACUGCUUCUGGCAUGUCCUGGGAGGGUGGUGGGGUUCUCGAGUGCUGGUGAUGGAGCAGGAAGACAGGAGCACUUCAAGACAUGUGUUGGCUCCAUCGAGGACUUCCUGUGGGUCGCAUGGUGGCUUUCCCUGUGACACAAGAGGACUCAAGACAAACUCCAUGGGCAGCUGAGAGGAUGGACAAGAUGGCAUGCUGGCAUUGUUCUUGGGAGAAAAGAAGGAUGCACUCUGUGCUGCGUUGCCCAUCAUCUCACAGGUGGAAGGCAGCGGGCUCUGCCCUGCAGCUGCUUGGAUGCUGGAUGGAGAAUAAUAAAAAGCCAUUAGACCUAUAAACCAUUUGCUUGUAUGGAAGGAGGCACAGUUUUGUGCUUUCAGUAAGUCUUGUCCUAAAGGGCGAUUUAGCUAUGAAUGCUUGGCUUACAGUGAGAUAUUUUACCCCCAGGGUAGACUCAGCACAGCAGAACACAGCUGGACAGCCCUCACUCGGUGCCAAUAACCAUGUCAGAGCUGGUGCCCAGACCUCACUGCUGGCUGCGUUUGUCGCUGUAAUAGCCAACCCUGGACUGAAGCACUAAGCCAACUGACGGGUAACUGGCUGCGCUGCCACCCUGUGUGUAUUUCUGUGUUCCUCUUGCAUACUCCAGCCCUGCAGGAAGAUACAGGGCCUGUCGCUGCUGUAGCCAGCAGACGUCCCCCUUGGCUGAAGAGGCUGGGCUCUGGUCCUGCCAUUUUGGCAGCAGGGAGGUUUUCAGCUGCAUAAAACCCAGCUGUUAUAGUGAAUAUUUACUCCUGGAUGGUCAAAACUUGCAUAACUGUAGUAUCAGAUAAUCUGCAUAGGCAGGCCAUGGAUAGGUGCUGAAAUAUGCCAGGCAUUGGCAGGGAAAGUGAGCAGCAACUGUGCUGCCCUCAGCAUUACAGCUGCUGUGGGCAGUCAUUGAACCCAAACCAGCUCUGAGGAAAUGCUGACACACCUCACUGUUUGGUUCAUAUCUGUCUUGUCUCACUGGGUCUUGAUCUCAGGAACUGGUCACUGAUGCCAAUAAACACAGAGCAACAACCAGCAGAAGCUGUAGUGGUACAGUCAACUCAGACGGCUCUUAACUUGUGGUGAGAGGAGAACAUCAGUUUCUUGCUGUCUUUGAAAUGCCAUCAGUACUGACCAGGGGCAGUAUGUUAGGUUCUUUGUAUUGGUGGCAGCCUGCACCUCCCAGAGGCAGAGCAGCCAGGGAGCCCUGAGCACUGGGAAAAGGGGAGCAAAAGGACUUUCCUGUGAAUUUCUUUGAUUGCUUCCUAGGGGACCCUGGUAUGUAACAUCCUGGGAAAAGAAGACACACCCUGAGUUUGCUGGAGGUGACCUAUUGUUCUCAUCAGGCCUUGCCAUUUGUCCUCUGUUCCUCAACCCUAGCUUUCCAGUGCAUUGAUGUAACUGGUGGCAUCAACUUUGGGUAAAGUCACCUGGUGUCAGUGCUUUCAAAUAGAUGAUCUUGGCCUGUUUUCACAGCUCUUGGGACUGUCUGAAUUUCACUUCAGAGGGCUCUACAAACAUGGGUUAAUCUCUUGGGACAUUCCCAAAAUGGUGGAGAUGCUACAGACAAAUGUCUCUCCUUUGUGUUUUUGGUCAUAGCCCUUGCCUAACAUCAUGGAGACAGUAUUCCAAUGUCCAUGUGGGGAGGAAAAACUGGUACGAGGAUGGUUUCACUUGGAUCUUUUUUCUCAGCCAAAAGCAUCCAGCCUGUAUUGCACUAUGCCUAGUGGAGGAAAGGAGCUGUCACUUAGUAUGUGACUGUCUCAUAGGGCAGCAACUGUGGCAUCUCCUGCCUUUGGCCAGAGGUGAGCAUCGGGUUGUGUGUUCCACACUCUUCCUCACUCCAUCCCCCUGCCCCAUGUUCAUCCUCAUUGGACGCUUCAUUCUCAGCCCAGAGAGGUCAGCAGUAGAUCAUCCCUGGAUCCCAUGGAAGGGGAUCACACCAAAAUCCCUCUCUCAGCUUGCAAGGGGCAGGGAGAAUCAGCUCAGGCGCAGUGGUGAGCCACUUCAGUGAGAUCCAGCACCAGCGGGAUGUUGGCAGCCUCAUGCUUCCAGGUUGCCAAGGCCAGUAGACAGCACACAUUGACCUGAUGGAAGCACUACAGAAACAUCUGGAGCUACAGGGAUAUUGUGAAGGGCAGGGGAGUUGUCUGAUGUCUCCUGUUUCCUUUUGCAUCGGUAUCCUGGGUGGGGACCCUUGGGCAGAGCCCACCCACCUCUGUCAUCACCACCAUAUCUUGUCACGUCCUGCUCCACAUCUCAUACGAUGCCAUCACGGUCAUUGAGCGGAGCUGGGACCCUCUCACCCAGCCAUCCACCAUGUUAAAAGCACAAAACACCAAGGGACUGAACUGAACCUUUUGAACAGGGUGAGAUGUUUUAUAAGCACUGCCUCAUCCACCCCUAACCCUGACGCACCUGACAUGUAACCUAUAGACUCUCAACAUGGAUUGUUUCAUACAAAUAAAGCUGCAGUACUCAAG
Molecule: messenger RNA, 10644 nt
Organism: Coturnix japonica (Japanese quail)
Lineage: Eukaryota; Metazoa; Chordata; Aves; Galliformes; Phasianidae
Gene: MDGA1
Product: MAM domain containing glycosylphosphatidylinositol anchor 1
Biological process (GO): homophilic cell-cell adhesion; synapse organization
Cellular component (GO): neuronal cell body; axon; plasma membrane
Molecular function (GO): protein binding; axon guidance receptor activity
Source: RefSeq, a predicted model, not a curated record